CUACAAAAAAAACUUAAUUUAAAAGGAUUGGACUACUAUGAUCAUAGAUUCCAAUGUAAACUUUAAAAAGAAAAACUGUACAACAACGUUAGGAAUGACUGGAAAGUUAUAAUGGAUCGUUCGCUGAUUUCAACGUGAUGUGGCUUGGCUGGUGUGCCAUGCAGUCUAAUAAACCUUCAUCAGAUUCCUUGCCCUGAAAAUACUUGAGGUGGUGAUGGUGUAAAGUGGUUCCUCUGUUACAGUCCAGCAUGGACAGCUUCUUUAAGGCUGCUGUGUGUGACCUGGACAAGUUGUUGGAUGACUUUGAGCUCAACACAGAGGAAAUUGACUGCAAAUCGGUGUCCCUCACAUCCCCUGCCUAUCCGUUCUCCUCACUAAGCUCCCAGUGUUUUCCUUCAGCCCCUCCCACAAUCCCACAAGCCAUCCCUGACCUAAACACGUUACACUAUGGAUGUGCCCCUACCUGUCCUGACUCGAGCUGCCCUGACCCUGUCCCCGGAAACAGUCCCAGCCCAGGAGAGUGCGAAGCCAAAGGCCGGCCCCUCACUGGGGUAGACCUGCUCUCAUCCGUGGACGGCAGGGCAGCAGGAGCAAAAAGCUCUGCACCUCCCUGCCCCGACAGAUCCCUAAAACCUGUGUGUGACCUCGUGAGUGAUACAGGUUCCGCCAAUCUCAUGAGAGCGAACAGUCACAAUUUUUUGGGAGAAUUGGACUUGGCAGAGAGGCAGCUGGAGGAAGAUGGGGAGCUGCUGGUGGACUUUAAUAGCCCGGCAGUGACUUUACCUGCACAAGAGGUCGUGGGACAGGGCUUUGGCACUGGUCGCAGAGAGAGCGAAGGGACGGAGAACGCUGCCAGGGAAGAGGGUUUUUUGGAUAUGGGUCCCCAGGAGACAAUGGGGGGGUACUCUUUCUCUCUCAGCCUGCUGGAUGUGAUUCUCCCAGCUACAGCAGAGAGGCCCAGUGAGCCGUCUCCAAGGUGCUCUCAGUCGGCAGACAGAGAGGAUGAGGAUGAGGAUGAAGAGGUGGCCCAAAUCAACCAGCUCCUCGAUGACCUGCCUGACCACCUCGACCAAUCAGGUGUCGCCUCCCUUUCCGCAGGCACCCAAAAAGAAGAAACACCCACCUCCGAUUUGCUCCCAGAGGCCUGCGAGACAGAAGUCGGAUCAAAACAGUACCCCGAGCUCACCGAAGCGCAGGAUCUGCAAGAUCCUGCACCCUUCAGUCCCUCAGCCGAGAGAGAGCCGAUGGGCCUCUCCUGCCUGCCCAUGGCUGUGUCGAUGUGUGGGGCCCUGGUGACCCCGAAAAACCCAGAGGAGGAAGCGGAAGGACUGGCAGGGGACGGAACUGAGACUGAACUAGCUGAGAGUCUAGAGGCAGAGUCCCUCCCUGCCUCUGAAGUCAUCGAGGAUAUUCCGGCAGAGAGAGUGAAUGCAGUAGACAGUCCCAGCCCAGGUGCUACCUCUGACAACCCCGUACCACGACCAGAAAAUCUAGACGUGGAUUUAGUGCCAAUGUGCCAGGGAGACCUAGCCCCCCUUGUCUCACGACGGACACUGGAGGUCAGUGUUUCCCCAGGGAAGGAGGAGCUGCCGCCUGGUGCUUCUGCACCGAGCUGUCCUCACUCCCCUCCUUCCGAGCCCAGCCCAGGUGACCCCCCUGAGUUUGGGUUUGAGUAUCUGCCCGAAAGUGACCAGGCGGGCCUGCUGGUGACGGACGAAGAGCUGGACGCCUUCCUCCAGGGCCAGGGCCGGAUGGUGGCGGGGGAAGGGAUCAGCCCCUGCGGGCGCUCGUCGGAGUGGGCCCAGGAUGAAGGAUUCUCCGAGCUGAACGGGGACCUGGAGGACAGGCUGGUGGAGGAGGAGCUGAGGAGCUGCAGCCAGGGACCAGGGGAGCGGCUGGGGAAUCUGGCAUCGCCAGAGAGCGACCAUGUUCUUCUGGGGAACGGAAACUUGAACCCAGGCGCCUCCGCACCCUCCCAGGACCCACCUACCCCCGACCGGGCGGAACUGACGGUCCACAACGUGAGCAACAUCCACCCCCAGCCCAGUCUCAGCCCUGACUCCCAGCCCUGCUAUGGUGGCGCCAGACCCAAACAGCUACCCUGUCAACCCCCUAGAUCUCCCCCAGCAGCAGCAGCAGCAGCAGCAGAAGAAGGAGAAGAGCUUCACGGGCCCAGCAGCCUUACCGACAACCAGAGCAUUGUACAGGAUUGGGGGGAAAGCCACCCGUCUCCUCCCAGCCCUAACCCCGCAGAGGAAGCCUCCAGCACCACAGAUCCCGGUUCUGUGUACUCCCCUCAGGAGCACUACGAGGGCAGGGUGGAAUAUGACGAGCUCUCGGAGCCCCCGCCCUACCCCGGGGAGCCCCCUGGGGAGGGGACCCGGGCUGGGGAUGAGCGGGAGGUGGAGGGUCUGGGGUGCAGGCAGCCCCCCUGGAUGCCAGACUCGGAGGCUCCCAAUUGCAUGAACUGCUCCCAGAGGUUCACCUUCACCAAGAGGAGGCAUCACUGCCGGGCCUGUGGGAAGGUGUACUGCGCAGUGUGCUGCAACAGGAGAUGCAGGCUGAAGUACCUGGAGAAAGAGGCCCGCGUGUGUGUCAUCUGCUACGAGGCCAUACACAAAACCCAGGCCUUGGAGCGUAUGAUGAGUCCCACGGGUUCGAGCCCGAACCCCAACGUCCCAUCUGAGUACUGCAGCACCAUCCCCCCCUUGCAGCAGGCCCGCGCCGCCGGCACCCUGAACUCCCCUCCGCCCACCGUCAUGGUGCCCGUCUCCGUGCUCAAACACCCCAGCAACGACGGUUGCCCUCGGGAGCAGAAGCACGUGUGGUUUGCUGACGGCAUUCUCCCCAACGGGGAGGUGGCAGACACCACUAAGCUGUCGGUAACGGGCCGAAGGUGCUCGCAGGAGUCCAGCCCCGUCACCCCAGACCCCCCCCCCAUGGUGGGUUCUUCGGGGUCAGAGGCAGAAGUUGCAGGUGGGGCCCCGGCCUCCGAGGCCCUGGGGCCGGCGGAGGUGUUGCGCCCCCCAGUGUCAGGGCCCUGGGACUACGCCUUGUUGUGUGGCGUGGGGGAAUACAUCCAGAGGUGCCCCAGUCUGCUCCCAGAGGACGAAGAGGGUCUACCCCCGCUACUCAUCACCACCGGAGAGACUGACAGUGGAGACUUGCUGGUGGAGGAGCGUCCGGCCCCUUGCCAGAUCCUUCUGUUAUUGGAGGAGGGAGGACCCCGCCCUCUGACCUUCGUCCUUAAUGCCAACCUGCUGGUUAACGUCAAGCUGGUCACCUACUGCAGUCGGCGCUGCUGGUGUUUUGGCUCCAGUGGCCUGCAGGCACUGGGCCAGAGAGAGGUGGUGUUUGUGCUGGAGUGUCUGCCAGAGGAGAGAGCUGUGCCUAAAGACCUGUUCACGCUCUAUCUCAACAUCUACCAGGACGCCCAGAAAGGGAAGUUUGUGGAGGAACUGGGCAACGUGACGUUCACCGUCAGCUUCCUCGGCAGCAAGGAGCACGGAGGGAUGCUGUUCUUCUCCCCGUCCUGCCAGCCCCUGGAAGGCCUCUGUCUGCCCCCGCAGCCCUUCCUCUGCGGCCUGCUCAUCCAGAGGCUGGAGGUGCCCUGGGCUAAAGUCUUCCCCCUGCGGUUGCUGCUGCGGCUGGGGGCCGAACACAAUGUUUACCCCAGCACGCUAGUCAGCAUCCGCUUCCGCGAGUCCGUGUACAGAGAGACGGGACACACCAUCAUGAAUCUGCUGGCCGACCUUAGGAACUACCAGUACAGCCUUCCAGCCGUGGAAGGCCUGAGGAUCCACAUGGAGAUGGGCCAUAGCUACAUUGACAUUCCCAAGAGCAGGUUCAGCCAGAUGCUAAAGGUGGUGAACGCCUCCAAUGAGCACGUCAUCAGUGUUGGCGCCACCCUAAGCUCCGAGGCCGACUCCCACCUGGUGUGCUUCCAAAACGAAGAGGGGAACUACCAGACCCAGGCCAACAGCAUGCCAGGCAAGACUCGCACAGUGACGGGAGCGAGCUUUGUGGUGUUCAAUGGAGCCCUGAAAGCCUCCUCAGGCUUCAUCGCCAAGUCCAGCAUUGUGGAAGAUGGGCUCAUGGUGCAGAUCCCUCCGGAGACCAUGGAGGCACUGCGCACGGCCCUGAGGGAGCAGACGGACUUCCACAUCCCCUGCGGGAAGACGGACGGCACGGAGGUCCGGGACAAAGUCACCGUCCGCUGGGUGGACUGGGCGGCUCCCGUCAACACGGGCGUGACCAGCAGGGUGGACGGGAGGUCGAUGGAGGGGAUCCACAGCAUGAGGAUGCAGCAGGAGACCGAGUUUCUGUCCGAGGGGCACGCCAUCAGAUGCACUGAGGUGUUUUACUUGUUGAAGACCGCAGACAGCUCCUUGGCGGCAGUGCUGCCCACAUGCAGUGUGUUCCAGAGGCAGAUGGCGCUCGCCAGCUGUAGCGCCCUCGCCCCCCACCUCGCCGUGCUCACGGCCAGAGGGAUCAACUCGCUCUCCCUCCGGGUCUCAACCAACACCGACAUGGUGGAGUACCAGGCUGGCUCAGGAGGCAGGCUCCUUCCCCAGCGCUACAUGAACGAGCUGGACAGCGCCCUUAUUCCCGUCAUUCACGGAGGCACUGCCAGUGUACCACAGAUAGCCAUGGAUAUAGAGUUCAUCUUCUACAUAACACACUGCAUCUAACACACACGCACACACACAUUCCUUCCCACACUCAUCAGCACUCGGCCACGCAUCAUAAACGGAUGACCGAGCGCACAGGAAGAGGCACGGAAGACCUGAUUGGUGUUGAGAGGAAGGGAACAACUAAUGGAACACUCCAGGCUUUGGAUACAUGAGUCAACCACAUAUACGACACAACUGACUGUAAGACUAAGCCCUAAAUAACGGGGCUCUGUGUCACAGUCUCUACAGCCAGAGGUGUGUCUGCGUGCACGUGCCAUGGUGGGAGAUGGCUGUGAAAUUGCUUUUGUGAUAUGCUGCUUGUUUUUCCGCCAUUGGGGAAACAUCUGGAGAUCUUUAUGUUCCAGGAUCACCAAAGCUGCUUUAUUCAAAGCUGCCAAACACUAAAGAUUGAUAACCAACCAACCAACCAACCAAAAAAAAAAAAACACAAAACUGAAGAUCACCUGACUCUUGUAUUCUAUUAUCUUCCUGCUCUGCCUUCAUGGCUUCCUGCUGGCCUCCCAGUCUUGAAGCAUCUGUGAAUGUUUCAACAGACCACUUCUCCUCUCUCUCUCUUUUUCUCUCUCUCUCUCUUCCUCUCUGAAGACAUAUUUAUUGCAUAUUUAUAACGAUGUCACGGUAACAGACAAUUGAAUGGUAAUGAAGCAAACAACCUGACGUCAGACAUGACAUGGAGAUGAACUUGACAUGGUGCAGUGUUCCCCUAUAUGAACCGUUGCUGUGAACUAUAAUAAUAAGUGUCUUCAGUGGUCAUGAAGGAUUUUGCAGUCAUAGCUUCUCCAGCAAGCCCAUGGGUUCUAGAAUCAGGUCUCUUUUGUUUGUUACAAAGUGCAGUUUCCUGUCUUGUCUGAUGGUUUUAUGUGUUGUACGUGGAGGAAGGGGGAGGGGUACACUUCCUAUAAUUUGUUUGUCCAACUGUAUAUAAACGAUAUGCACAUAGAAACUAUAUGAGCUUUUCUUUCUUGUUUUUUUUUUUUUUUUUUUCAGCUUAAAGUACUAUUUUUCGAACUGUUCCGUAAUAUGGAAUAAAAAGUUCAUAUUUUUGAUAGGCUGUUAAGUCACAUUGCAGUUGUAGUGCAAAAAGUUCUGUUUUGCCAUGACGGGCAAAAUAAGGACCAGACCCAUAGAGGGUCUAGAAACCAGACAUGAUAAUGCUGGACAUCAUAAUUGAUUCCAUUUGUUUUUUACUUGUGAAGGUAUUUUAUUUGCAGGUCAAGCCAGCUGCUAGUCCUGGGCUAUUGGGAAACUGUACUAAAGUUCCUUUGACUAGCAUGCAGCCCAGAUAUCCUCUAGCAACUCCAUGGAUGAUACUACUGGCCACUUAUGGAAGUGAAGUUGUUCAUUACGAAUUUACAUACGUUUGUAGAUUUUGUUUUUCUUCAGUACCUGGGUUCUCCUUUUAUUGCACUGCACUGCUUCAUGGGAGUUGAAGUGUCCAAUGCUGAACUCAGAACAGUGAAAUGAACUUGGUGUGAUUUUGAGACUCCUGUUUGAUUAUGUUACUGGUGACUUCACCUGCUGAUUUUGAUCAGAGCUUUGCCACGGUUCAUCCCUUCUCACAAUGUCCUUUGCCGCAGCAGUUUAAUGACUGUGCUGAAUGUCUUUGCAAGGCAGAACAAUUUGAUUGUAAUGAACAGAUUUUAUAGUGCUUUAAACUUAGAUUUAUCCAGUCAAUACACAAAUUCCCGGUGUUCUAAUGCACUUUAAAUGGUGGUAAGGGAACUGCCCAGGUGUCCUGGUGCUACAACACAUGGAAGGGAGGGAACAUUCCCGUAUGGAACAGAACACCUCCACUCAAAGAAAAAAAUGAUUGGCUCUAUCUUAUAUCGACCAAAGUAGCAGUCUCUGGGUGUAUUUACUGCCCACUAUUUGUGCCUGAUGUAGUAUUAAAAUGGAGGGCUUUUAGCUAUGUUGUCUCAGCCAUUAAUCUUUCUCCCAUAACUACUGCAGAGAUUGUGCCCUUCUCAUGCUGAAUAGUCGCCCUACAAAGUUUGCACAUGUAUGCCCUAUACCUGAAAAAGAGUGCUUACAUCUCAGAGAGGAGAUCAUUAUUGGAUGAGUUUGUAGAACUUGCCUGUACUAGUCCACAAUCUACUUUAAUCCGACAACUUUGUUUGUGUUCAGGGCUACUUGGUCCCAGAUCUGUUGCGAGCAGUUGGUUCUGGUGUGAGUUGGAUAUCUCUCUGGGAUGGCAGAGUUUCUUGUCUUGUCAGCCGCAAGCGGCUAAUACGUUGACGUUCCAAGUUACUUACAGUUUUUAGAUCAUUCAGGAUGGAUUUUCUUUCUCCUGUGCAUCUGGAGUACAAUUUUACUGUUAUGGGCGUUAUCUUAAGGAAUUAUCUUUCACACUAUUUGUGAUUAAUAGAACUUUCCAUGAAGUUAAAAUAAAAAGUAUUUUUAUGCUUUUUAAUAACUGUUUAAUGAUAUUGUUUUGUGUAAAUCACCUGUAUUUAUUCAUAACCACCAGCUUUAGUUGGUGACACCUGGUAUCUGGGUUUUGGUGAUCUCUUAAAAUAAUGUUCAUUUCUAAAUAUGUAUUUCAUUUUUUGAGUAAAAUCUAGUUUUAUGCAGCCACUGUCUCAGUUUAUAAUAAUAAUGUGUGUUUUCAUCCCAAGUGAAAUACAGGUUGGGAUUUGUACCUUGAUUUGCUGUCAAAUGCUCUACCAGAGAGCCAUCGGUUAGUUGCCCUAACUUGGCGUGGGACCUGAUUUGAACUCUGGCCCAUAAACUUUGGAGAUAUGCCUGGAAUUAAAUGCCGCGUUAAAUUUUUA
Hypomesus transpacificus is the source of this 7465-nucleotide messenger RNA. RefSeq names its product zinc finger, FYVE domain containing 16 (gene zfyve16). Gene Ontology annotation, cellular component: early endosome membrane. The record is from RefSeq and is a predicted model, not a curated record. Gene Ontology annotation, molecular function: metal ion binding. The coding region runs from base 249 to 4691 and encodes 1480 amino acids. NCBI's taxonomy places the organism in Eukaryota, Metazoa, Chordata, Actinopteri, Osmeriformes, Osmeridae. Gene Ontology annotation, biological process: endosomal transport. The transcript has 19 exons.